This is a messenger RNA of Komagataella phaffii GS115, 546 nucleotides long. RefSeq names its product Subunit of signal peptidase complex (Spc1p, Spc2p, Spc3p, Sec11p). Lineage: Eukaryota; Fungi; Ascomycota; Pichiomycetes; Pichiales; Pichiaceae. The transcript has a single exon. Gene Ontology annotation, biological process: protein targeting to ER. Gene Ontology annotation, cellular component: membrane; signal peptidase complex. The record is from RefSeq and is a predicted model, not a curated record. Bases 1 to 546 code for a protein of 181 amino acids.
AUGUUCAACAUUAUCCAACGGAUACAGAGUUUGAGCAAUUUUUAUUUAACGGUUUCCAUUCUAUUAUGUAUUGUUACAACAGUUGUCUCAAUUAUUAGUAUGUUCUUGGAUGAAACGUCCAGUAUUCCUGCCCAAUUAAGCAAUGUUGUAAUAUCAACAAAUUUAAAGUAUAGCAGAUCGUUUGGUUCAGUCGGUGGUAGACCUAAAGAAAACUCCAAGAUUUUAUUUGAUCUUGAUAUGGAUCUGGCUCCAUUAUUCAAUUGGAAUACUAAACAACUGUUUGUACAAUUGGUAGCAGAGUACCCUACCUCUGUUGCCGAUGAUGGUGCGAAGGUGACCUAUUGGGAUAGCAUAAUUACUGAGAAAAAGUACGCAAGAGUGCAUGUCAAUAAGCAGAGGGGAAAAUACUCAGUUUGGGACGUGUCGGACUCCUUUCAAGGCCGCAAUGCUACGGUUAAACUGAAAUGGAACUUACAGCCCUAUGUCGGCUUUCUAUUCUUUGGACAAACUAAGGGAGAGAUUGAGGUGGCCUAUCCUGCAACAUAA